Nematolebias whitei (Rio pearlfish) is the source of this 1854-nucleotide messenger RNA. RefSeq names its product cytochrome P450 1B1-like. Gene Ontology annotation, molecular function: iron ion binding; steroid 17-alpha-monooxygenase activity; heme binding. The transcript has a single exon. Bases 186 to 1769 code for a protein of 527 amino acids. NCBI's taxonomy places the organism in Eukaryota, Metazoa, Chordata, Actinopteri, Cyprinodontiformes, Rivulidae. The record is from RefSeq and is a predicted model, not a curated record. Gene Ontology annotation, biological process: hormone biosynthetic process; progesterone metabolic process.
UUUGCUUUUAAGUGAUCAGCUGAAGACAAGCCGCUCCACUGCUAUCCGCAGGAACCCUUCUCAUUGUAAUAUACGAGCAGCAAAAAUCAGUAUCUUUAAAUUACUGGAAAGACUUUAAAUGUUUUUUUUUUUUUCAUUUUAAUUAAAAAUACACAGUGGAUGACAGACAAACUUCAGUUAAUACAAUGGCUCAGAUGGAUGCAGAGUUUGAUUUGAAGAGCAGCAGCAGCAGCAGCAGCAUCAGGGAAUGGAGUGGAAAGGUUCAUCCAGCUCUGGUCGCCUCUUUUGUUUUUCUCGUCUGUCUGGAAGCCUGUCUGUGGGUCAGAAACCUCAGGCUCAAGAGAAGACUACCAGGACCCUUCGCCUGGCCCGUUGUUGGCAAUGCUUUGCAGCUGGGUCAGAUGCCUCACAUCACCUUCUCCAAUCUUGCCAAAAAAUAUGGAGACGUCUAUCAGAUACGCCUGGGCUGCAGCGACAUCGUGGUUCUGAACGGAGCCCGGGUAAUCCGGGAGGCCAUCAUAGAGCACAGCACGGAGUUUGCAGGCCGACCAAGCUUUGUCUCCUUUCAGCUUGUCUCAGGUGGGAAGAGUCUGACCUUCACAAAUUACAGCAAACUGUGGAAGAUGCACAGGAAAAUAGCUCAAACGACAAUCAGAGCUUUCUCAUCUGCCAGCAGCAAGACCAAAAAAUCAUUUGAGCAUCACAUUGAAGCUGAAGCCAAAGAGCUAGUUGGAAUCUUCCUCAAACUAAGUGUUCAGGGUCAAUAUUUCAACCCUGGGCAUGAGCUGACUGUAGCUGCUGCUAAUGUCAUUUGCGCCUUGUGUUUUGGGAAGCGAUAUGGACACGAUGAUGCAGAGUUCAGAGCCUUGUUGCAUCAGGUAGAUCAGUUUGGACAGACAGUAGGAGCUGGCAGUCUGGUUGAUGUGAUGCCAUGGCUUCAGUCUUUCCCUAAUCCAGUCCGAAAUACCUUCAAGAGUUUUAAAUGCUUGAACCAAGAGUUCUUUCAAUUUGUCAAGAAUAAAGUGGACGAGCAUAGAAAGACCUUUGACCCGGAGGUCAUACGGGACAUGAGUGAUGCCAUCAUUGAUGCCUUUAAUGAGACAGACAGCACCACUGAGCUCACCAAAGAGCACACAGAGGCAACUGUGGCAGAUUUGGUAGGUGCAGGUAUGGAUACAGUUUCUACUGCUCUUCACUGGAUUGUGCUCCUGCUGGCCAAACACCCUGACAUGCAAACCAAACUUCAGGAGCUCAUCGACAUGGUGGUGGGGAGGAACAGACUGCCGUCUGUUGAGGACAGACUGCAGUUACCAUAUCUGGAUGCCUUCAUCUACGAGACAAUGCGCUUCACCAGCUUCGUGCCUGUCACCAUCCCCCACUCCACGACAGCCGAUGUCUCCAUCAGCGGUCUACAAAUCCCUAAAGACACAGUGGUCUUCAUCAAUCAGUGGUCUGUCAAUCAUGACCCUCUGAAGUGGAAGGACCCUCACAUCUUUAACCCCUCUCGCUUCUUGGAUGAAAACGGCUCGCUGGAUAAGGAUGUAACAAACAACGUAAUGAUCUUCUCAGCAGGGAAGAGGCGCUGCAUCGGAGAACAAGUCGGCAAAGUUGAAAUAUUUUUAUUCUUUGCAGUUCUCCUCCACCAAUGUAGCUUUGAAAAAUGCCCAGAUGAGGACUUCUCCUUGAACUGCUCUUACGGUUUAACUCUGAAGCCUUUAGAUUACAAGAUCACGGCCAAAAUAAGAGGAGAAUUGAUCAACAGUGGGUAAAAAUCUGAGUGAUUAUGUUCAGUAAUAAAUCAUGCAUGUAAACUAACAAAAAUAUAAAAUUUAAAGCAAAAAGUAACAUUUUAAA